Molecule: messenger RNA, 3522 nt
Organism: Verticillium alfalfae VaMs.102
Lineage: Eukaryota; Fungi; Ascomycota; Sordariomycetes; Glomerellales; Plectosphaerellaceae
Product: ATP-dependent RNA helicase DHX8
Exons: 4
Coding region: 1-3522 (1173 amino acids)
Cellular component (GO): intracellular anatomical structure
Molecular function (GO): RNA binding; protein binding; ATP binding
Source: RefSeq, a predicted model, not a curated record
AUGGCGAAGAAGGCCAAGGAUCAGGCCGCCUCGCAGGCGUCCGCCUCGCAGCCUGCCACCGGCAAGGAGAAGGACAAGGGCAAGGAUAAGGGCAAAGACAAAGAUGCGCCCAAGGGCAAGAAAGGGGCACCGUCUCUCAUCGAACAGGCCGCUGGCCCGGUCGGCCCUCCGAAGCCCACGGCAAAACAGAUCAUCGGCGGCGCAUCCUGGACUGGAAAGCUGCCCGUCAACCUGUUCAACGAGUACUGCCAGAAGCAGCAGUGGGAGAAGCCCGACUACAACAUGCGCAAGACACCCGAGGGCUACUCUUGUCUCAUCACCCUCAGCGCCAAGGAUCCCAAGACCAAGGAGAUGAUUAGGCUGGAGCCGUUCAAGAUCCCCGCCGACCUGCUGCAUCUGCUCACCAAGCCUACCGCCCUCGAGGCCCGGCACUUCGCUGCCACAUAUGGUCUCUUUCGUGUCUGCAGCAUGCAGAACAAGCACACCGUCCUGCCUCCCGACUACAAGAUUCUAUGGAAGGACUUUCAGGCGCUCAAGCAAAAGGACGUCAAGGAAGGCAAGGCUUGGAUGUACGAUGCGGACCCCUUCAAGACGAUCCGCGAACGACAAGAAGCCAAGGCUGCUGCCGACAAGAAGAGAAAGGAGAUCGAGAGAGUCAAGGAGAAGGCAAAGUCCAUGCCGGGCGCUGCCGGCCUUGUGCUCGCCGGCGGCAGCGGUGCUGGCUCCUUUAACCCCAUGAAGGGGUGGACCUCUGUGCCCAAGAUCGAGAUGGGCCGCAAAUCCCGAGUCCAGGUCGAAUCUCUGAUUCAGAAAUAUGUCGUUUGGAACCCGAACAAGGUCUUCAUGGCUGCUCCACAGAGACAGGUCGUUGUCGAAGACCUCAGCAAGCUGGGCUUUCGACGUAGCCACAUUGAAGAGGCUGUGGACAUUUGCAAGGAUCGCGAAGAGACAUUAGAAUGGCUUCUGAUUCACGUGCCCGAAGACGACAUUCCUCCUUGGGCUCUCCCCGAGAGCUAUUCCGCCGGCAUUUCAGUCGGGUCUCUGGACCUCAAGAAGGAGGCUGCUGUGAAGCGCUUGGCCGAAUCUGGAUAUGCCUUGGACUUGUGUGCACGCAUCUUCGAGGAGACUGGAUGUGAUGAAAGCAAGGCGGCUGAGACGCUGCAAUGCCGGCUCUUGGGCCAGUCUAUUGAAGAUUGGACUGCGAUAGCACCAUCAGACAUUCUCCCCCCAGACAUGACAGCGGACGAGGUUUGGGAUGACGAGGUUGUGGCGAUGGAGUCCUCAUUCGGCGACCUUGUCACCAAGAUGUCCGAAGACAUCAUCCAAGUCAAGCUGGAGUCGGUAACAAACGGGUCAAAGACAAACGUGAAUACGGUCCUUCAGAUCCGCAAGUCGUUAAGCUAUCCCGUCCACCUGGUCAUCACGGUGCUGGCGCAAUUGCCCGCCCAGGCGAAGCUCUCGGUCAUCAAACAGACCCUGGCCUAUGUACAGGAGGCCUAUGGUGCGGAUCCUAUGAAAGUGUUCGUCGCAGCCGACUGGGCUCAGCAAAACAUCAACCGCAUCAUUGAGAACCCUGGAAAGCUGGUAGAAAUCUCAGCUGUUAGCUCCACCGCCUCCGAAGCCCCUGGGACCGUACCUCAGCUGCAACGGCACAGCGGCAAGCUUUCCAGGAAACCCAGGCCAAUAGACUGGACGCCGAACCCCCGUAGCCGGGACCAAUGGCUCAAGAGACAAGAGACCCCUGAUUACAAGAAGAUGAUGGCGAAGAGACAGUCACUUCCGGCAUGGCAGGUGCACGAAAAGAUCAUCCAGACUGUUGCCCAGAACCAUGUGACCAUCAUCAGUGGAGAGACUGGUUCGGGCAAAUCGACUCAGUCCGUCCAGUUCCUCCUAGACGAUCUAUAUAACCAAGGCCUUGGCACAAGCGCCAACAUGCUUGUGACGCAGCCGAGGCGAAUCUCCGCACUUGGUCUUGCCGACCCCGUUGCGGAAGAGCGGUGCUCGCGAGUUGGUGAUGAGAUUGGCUACACUAUUCGAGGCGAGUCAAAGCGGAGCCAACAGACGCGCAUCACGUUUGUGACAACUGGUGUGCUUCUGCGCCGCCUUCAGACAUCGGGGGGACGGGUCGAGGAUGUGAUAGCGUCGCUGGCAGACGUCAGUCACAUUGUGAUUGACGAAGUUCACGAACGCAGCUUGGACACGGAUUUCCUGCUGACCAUAGUAAGGGAGGUCAUGUCCACGCGCAAGGAUCUUCUCAAGCUCGUUUUGAUGAGUGCAACGCUCGACGCAGCCUCAUUUGAGAAUUAUUUCCGCUCACAGGGCCUCCGAGUUGGAAGCUUGAGGAGAUGUGGGCAUCCAGGGCAGCUUGCAAGCAGAGGCGAGGUCGUGCAGGCCGGUGUACAGGCUGGAAAGUGCUACAAGCUGUACACGCGCAACUUGGAGAUGCAAAUGGCGGAGCGGCCGGAACCUGAAAUCAGGCGUGUACCCUUGGAGCAAAUGUGCCUGUCGGUACGUGCCAUGGGCAUGCGAGAUGUUGCCGCCUUUCUCGGGCGAUCGCCGACGCCGCCCGCGAGCACGGCUGUGGAUGGGGCCAUCAAAAUGCUGCGACGAAUGGGCGCUCUCGACGGGGACGAGCUCACGGCACUUGGACAACAGUUGGCCAUGAUCCCGGCCGACCUCCGGUGCGCCAAGCUCAUGGUGUACGGGUCCAUCUUCGGAUGUCUCGACGACAGCGUUACCAUUUCAGCAAUUCUCAGCACAAGAAGCCCAUUCUUGUCUCCGCCGGACAAACGAGACCUGGCAAAGGAGGCUCGCAUGCGGUUCGAGCAAGGCGAUGGUGAUCUGCUCACUGACCUGGCGGCAUACAAAGAGUGGGACAGCAUGAAGCGCGACGGAACACCUCCGCGGCAGCUUCGCAAUUUCUGCGACGACAACUUCCUGUCCUACCUGACGCUCACAGACAUCUCCGCAACGCGACAGCAAUUUUAUGGCGCACUGAGCGAGAUGGCGUCGGCUUUCAGCCCGCAGAUUGCGCGGAUCCAGUUUCCAGACAAGAAGUUCGCCAACUCCAUGUCAGGCGCGGUCGAGCUCGACCCGGAGGCGCGAGCAAUCAAGUAUUUCACGGAGGAGCAGGGGCGGGUGUUUGUGCACCCGAGCAGCACCAUCUUUGGUAGCCAAAGCUUCUCCGGCAGCGCGGCGUUCAUGUCGUACUUUAGCCUCAUCUCGACGAGCAAGACGUUUAUUCGCGAUCUCACACGUUCUGCGCGGGAAGCCUUCAAUGCGUUCACAUUGUUGCUCUUUUCGGGCGCCAUUGAACUGGACACAAUGGGGCGGGGGUUGGUGGUGGACGGCUGGCUGCGGCUGCGAGGAUGGGCGAGGGUGGGCGUGCUUGUGUCGCGACUCCGCGGCAUGGUGGACGAUGUGAUCCGUUUGAAGGUGGAGAGGCCAGAGGUGGACUUGCGGGACAACGAUGUGCUCAAGGCGGUUGCCAAGUUGAUUGAGCACGAUGGUUUGGAUGCGUAA